CAGCGUGAGAUGGUCAGGCCCAAGAGUACAAUUUAUCGACGGUCUCAGUUCGAAAUUCGAAGCCGAAGCUUCUCUUUCAUCUUCCUUGUUCGCCGUCGAAUUCGCAGGCCGCUGUCGGUGCCACUCGGUCGAAUUCUCCGGCCGCCGGAGUCGUCACCAUGGAGCCAAAUUCGAUGCACGUUGAUCAGCCGGUUGAAGAAGAAGAAGAAGGACAAGAAGAAUAUGUGUUGCUCGACUUAGGAUCCGUCUCUGAUAUCCCACCGAAUGCACCUUAUGUACUGUCUGGUCUGGACACUUUGAGUCCAGUAUUGAUGAUAGGUGACAGACUCAAGCUGGUUAGUCUUGCACUAAAGAUUGGGCAUUACGAGGAAACCAUUGGAACAUGCAUCAUCUUCAGUGAAAAUGAUGUUUCCCCUGAAGGUCACAUGGAGAUGGGGCCAUCAAAACCGAAUAAGGUUCAUCGGAAGGAAGUUACACCAGUGGCCUCCCUUACUAAAACACUUAAGUUUAGAUUGUCUCCUGAUAUCAACAUUCAAGAUGAAACUAUGACACUGUAAUUCCGGAUCUUAGAGAGGCAAGAGUAACCAGUUUCGUUGGGUGACAACAUUCUCGCUCUGAACUAUAUCAUUUCUAGCUUUAGGAAAGCAAAAAUCAUAUGUGAACAGCUCAUGAAUUUGAUUGACUAACAAUGUUGGACGGGAUAUAUAGUUCCCUUAGACGAUGCCUUGUGGCUCCAUAUAUAAUAGAGGGGUGAUGAGAUAUUAAGCA
Molecule: messenger RNA, 768 nt
Organism: Punica granatum (pomegranate)
Lineage: Eukaryota; Viridiplantae; Streptophyta; Magnoliopsida; Myrtales; Lythraceae
Source: RefSeq, a predicted model, not a curated record